Molecule: messenger RNA, 1644 nt
Organism: Mollisia scopiformis
Lineage: Eukaryota; Fungi; Ascomycota; Leotiomycetes; Helotiales; Mollisiaceae
Exons: 1
Coding region: 305-1510 (401 amino acids)
Source: RefSeq, a predicted model, not a curated record
CCGAAAAUCGUCUCAACAACAUCCCUUACGAUGGUUCUGGACUGAAGCCGAUUGUACAUGCUAUGAUCGUGGACGCAUUGAAGAAUGCUGAGCUCGACCGGCGUUUGAAGUCCGAUCCUACUCAUAUGCCUUUAAACGCAUCAGCAUUACCCGCCCGCCAUACGAUCAGGCUUGAUGGCUUUCCAUCAAACUUUCCUCUGUCAGGGGUGAGAAAUAUGGAGAUCCUCACAAAAGGCGAGCGUGGUACAGAUUUCCUGAUAGCAACUCUAUUUUCGUAUACUUUACAAAACCAUCUUCCGCUAUUAUGGUUGCAGCUAUGCACCCCGAAUUUUCCGGCCCAAGUGGCCAGCUUGUCGAGUGCUCUUACAUGGACCCAAGAAUAGACUUGAAGGCUGCUCGGCAGCUUCUCAAUCGAUCUGAUCUUGAUGGUAACGAGUUUGGGACGGCUUUAAGCAAUUUGAUCGAACUUGUGAAGUUUCAUAAAGCGGAUGAGCUUCUUUCAAGCAGCUCUGAGAUACUGCUCCAUGGAUCGAAGCAUGUUACUACGAACGAGCAGCCUGGCAUUUCAGAGUCCUCCAGCCAAGUCUCCAAUGAGCUGUCAAUUACAGAUCCCACAAAGGAUCCUGACCUGGAGGAAUUGGACGAAGCGCUGCGAAUCUCGCAAGAGAAGGGACUUGUGAUGAAGUUUACAGACCCUGGGUUAACAUGGAAAACAAUGAGAAACAGCGUUAUUGUCACCAAUCUGCCAUCCUCCGGAGAAAGAAUUAUGAAAGAGGCCGAACAAAAUUUACGGGAUGCGUUUCGAAUUCCACAAACAGUCAAAUGUUAUAUGAGGAAACCUCGUGGUCUGAAAUUAUUUGCUCUCCACGCCACAUUGGUGUUUGAUACCCCAGCUGAGGCGAUAGCGAUGGAAAGUCAAAUUGACCAGAAAUUUUUUCAAGGACGUGUCCUUGGUUGCAGAUAUCUCGGAUAUGGAACCAAGAAUUUUGAAGCGCAUGAUUCUGCAAAGGAGACUGCUGAUUCAAUGGAUUCAGACGCUGCAGACGAAGUGACUUCUGACAACCACCAACCAGCAUCAGAAAAUCCGGUAGCGGAUGAUAUCGAGAUCGUUCUUGGCACGGCAAAAUCUACAUCUGCGUUGACACGUCUGACUAAUCAUCUGAAUACCUUUGUGCGCCCCCGACAGACCAAGGAAGAGCACGUUCCUCCGUUGGAAGUUAGUUCUGAGCAUGUGGCUGAAGAUGAGAGAUCUGUGGAGGUAGUGGAGACCGGAAACAUGAGGGAAGACGAGAAAGUUGUACCUGGAAAUACGGACGAUGCGGAAAAGCUCGCCGAAGGUCAGCGAACCAAGCAAGGAGGCCAACAGAUGCAGGACAAACCGGUUGAAAAUGAUGCGGAGGACCAACAGGACAUCGCCGGAAUAAGAUCUCUCAAUCCUGAGGAUCUGAAUCCAGACCCCAGCAGAGCUGAUGAAGGAGUUGCAUCUGAGCUCAUGGAAGAUGUAGGAUAAGUGGUUGAGGACCAACAUGCGAAGCAAGACUAUCGAGCUUUGUAUGAUCAGGCGCCUGAGAACGAUGGUCAAGACACUGCUUCAGAAAGACUGUUAGACUCUGAGGAUCUGAGUCGAGAUGACAUCGGGGAAGA